GAGGUUACGAGAAUAUCUAAAUAUGGUAUGCUUCAAGAAUCACACACAUCUUCUUCCUCAAGCUUUCCCAUUGCAUACAAGCCAGAUAUUACCAUGGACAGCAAGGCCAACACCACCCCCUAUGAUCUCCCCGACAACGCAGUCUGGUUUAUCACCGGCUGCUCGUCCGGGAUAGGCCGGUCGCUGGCCGAGCUCGUUCUCGCCCACCCCACGCACAGGCUGGUCGCGACGGCGCGCAGCCCGGCCGCCCUGUCGGACCUGGCGGGGGCCGCCGAAAACGCCGACCGGCUGCUCAAGGUGGCGCUAGACGUGACGUCGCAGGCGGCCAUCGACGCGGCCGUGGCGGCGGCGCUGGCGCGGUUCGGGCGCGUCGACGUGCUCGUCAACAACGCGGGCUACGGCAUCAUGGGCGACGCCGAGGCCAUGGCGCGCGAAGAGGAGCGGCGGCAGGUCGAGACCAACUUCUGGGGCCCCGCGGCGCUGUGCAAGCACGCCGUGCGCGUCAUGCGAGACGAGAACCCAAAGGCCGCCGCCGGGGGCAAGGCCGGCGGCGUCGUGCUCAACGUCACCAGCAUCGGCGGGUUCGUGGGCUUCCCCAUGCACAGCCUGUACCACGCCGCCAAGUUCGCGCUCGAGGGGUACACCGAGGGCAUGGCCAAGGAGAUGCUGCCCGACUGGAACAUCCACUUCUGCAUCAUCGAGCCCGGCGGCGUCAACACCGGGUUCGCGGCCAGCGUCAACCGCGGGGGCCGGCACCCGGCCUACGAAAGGCCGGACGGGCCGGGCCGCACGCUCGAGACCAUGGUGGCGGACCCGAGGGCGCGCGAGAUGUGGGCCAGGCCCGAGGCGGUGGCGCGGGCCAUGUUCAAGGUCGUCGCCGACGCCGGCAGCGGCGCCCGCGGGCGCAUCCCCAUCAGGCUGCCGCUCGGCGUGGACGCCUACGCCAUCAUCAAGAGGGCGGUCGCGGACGUUGAACGGGACCUGGAGGAGUUCAAGGAGCUGUCCAUCAGCACGCAGAAGGCGGCGGGCGACGACAUGGAGGCUCUGGCUUGAGAUGCAUGAUGCAUGAUGGGGCGGUAAUUGGCCGUCUCCUGAUUGGCCAGAAACCCAAUUCAGCGGCACCCCCUCCUCGCCCUGCAGGGUUAUGCUGCCUCUCCACCUGCCUCAACUGGAACUGGCGGCAGCCCAAAGUGCAUGGGUCUGAGUGCGUUGCAGUCUGACUUCGUAUCAGGGGCAAGCGAGGGGUCUAAAACUGGAUACGGGCGCGGGUGGGCCCGGCCCGCCGCCACAGGAAAAAGGGGAGGACGAUAGAAGCACAUGAGAUGGGUAUGUUAAAAGGCGUGUCGCCGGGUAGUGUUGUGAUGUAGAGGCACUCUCCAACCACUGCCCUUCACCCUCGCUAUUCGAGAGCUUCUCUGCCACUCGCUAUCAGAGAGCUACUCC
This is a messenger RNA of Gaeumannomyces tritici R3-111a-1, 1443 nucleotides long. RefSeq lists its product as hypothetical. NCBI's taxonomy places the organism in Eukaryota, Fungi, Ascomycota, Sordariomycetes, Magnaporthales, Magnaporthaceae. The coding region runs from base 28 to 1053 and encodes 341 amino acids. The record is from RefSeq and is a predicted model, not a curated record. The transcript is spliced from 3 exons.